This is a messenger RNA of Papaver somniferum (opium poppy), 2786 nucleotides long. RefSeq names its product filament-like plant protein. The transcript is spliced from 5 exons. NCBI's taxonomy places the organism in Eukaryota, Viridiplantae, Streptophyta, Magnoliopsida, Ranunculales, Papaveraceae. The coding region runs from base 403 to 2499 and encodes 698 amino acids. The record is from RefSeq and is a predicted model, not a curated record.
AUAGUCCAAACAGUAAAUGCUGCGAGUCAUAGAGUGUGUUUCGUUUGAGGUGAGAAGAAAAAGAAAAGUGCAGUCAGUGAUAUGGGUGGCUCCUCCUCCUCUCCCUGCUGCUCCUCUCUCUUCUGCAAUAAGUAUAGUUUUUAAUGGGGAUAGAGAGACGCGGGAAUAAUAAGGAGCAAAAAUCCAGUUUCAAAAACAAAAACAAGAACCCAAAAAAAGCUGAACAAGUGGGGUCAUCUCUCUUCUCUAUGAGAGUUUCUUUCUUCAUCUUCUUUUAGGUCUUUCCCUUCUACUGCACAUGCUCUUCCCUCCCCUUUCUUUUUGAAAUGAAAACAAAUCAGUAGCAGGGGUGAGGUUUGUGUAAGGUGCUAGAGUGUUCUUGGUUACAGUUAUUAUCUUGAAAUGGAUCGGAAGAGUUGGCUGUGGAGGAAGAGAUCUUCUUCGGAUAAGAGUCCUGGCGAAACAGAAAGCUCAGGAUCAAUAUCUUCUCAUUCUGAAAGAUACUCUGAUGAACAGCAAGAACAAUCAAAGCCAUCUCCCGUGGAUAAUAUACAAUCCCCAGAGGUCACAUCGAAAUCUGCAACCAGUGUUGAAGAGGUUAAUGACAAUAUGAGGAAUCUGACUGAAAAACUUUCUGCAGCUCUUUUGAACAUCAGCGCCAAAGAGGACUUAGUAAAGCAACAUGCCAAAGUUGCAGAAGAAGCGGUUUCAGGAUGGGAGAAGGCAGAAAAUGAAGCGGCCGCCUUCAAGCAACAGCUUGAAACUGCAGUUCAGAAGAAUUCAGCGCUUGAAGAUCGAGUGGGUCAGCUCGAUGGGGCUCUUAAGGAGUGUGUCAGACAGCUUAGGCAAGCUAAAGAGGAACAAGAACAUAAGAUUCACGAAGCUGUUGUUCAGAAAACCCAUGAAUGGGAAUCCACUAAAACUGAGCUUGAAAGCCAGCUUGACGAGCUCCGGAAAAAACUUGAAGCUGCCAAGGCUGAGCCCAAAAUUUCUAGUACUGAUCUCAAUCCAAAGCUUGAGGCUGCUAAGAAGGAAAACUCAACUCUAAAGCUUGAGCUUUCUGCUCAAGCAGAAGAGCUCGAAAUCAUGACUCUGGAGAGAGAUUUGAGUGUCCAAGCAGCCGAAUCAGCCGCAAAGCAGCGUUUAGAGAGCAUAAGAAAGGUGGCCAAGCUUGAAGCUGAGUGCCGCAGGCUCAGAGCCGCUGCUCGCAAGGCUAAUAACAAUGAUCAGAAAUCUUUUACUGUUGCCUCUUCCUCCUCGAUUUGUGUUGAAUCAUUCACAGAUAGCCAAUCAGACGGUGGAGACCGGUUACUUGCAAUCGAAAACGAUCUACCUCACAAGUUAAAUAAUAUUAGUAAUGCUGUGGAGCUGAAUGAGUCCGAGCCAGGCUGCUCAGACACAUGGGCUUCGGCUCUGAUCACUGAGCUUGAUCAGUUCAAGAAGAACGAGAAGGUUGCUGGUGGUAGAGCCCUUGCUUCUGCCUCUUCCGCAGAUAUCAAUUUCCUGGAUGAUUUCCUCGAGAUGGAGAGACUUGCAGCAUUGCCUGAAACUGAAACUGAAACAGCAGUUGCUUCCCGCCAACAACAUAAUGAUGAGAAGGGGCAGGACCAUGAUCAAUUAAAAGCAGACCUUGAUGCCAUGAUCCAGAGGACAACCGAACUGGAAGAAAAGCUAGAGAGGAUGGAAGUGGAGAAAGCACAGCUCGAGAAGGCUUUAGCUGAGAAUCAAAAUCGUCUGGGGACAUCUGAGGAUCAGCUAAGGGAAACUGAGGAGAAGCUGUUGGAGCUACAAAAAAAGAUGGGUCUUGAAGCAGUAGCAAAGCAGGCAAUCGAAUUAGAAAUUGAAUCCGCGAAUACAACGCGAAAAGCAAUGGAAUCCCAAAUUUUAGUGAUGGAAGAAGAGGUUGCGACACUACGUGCUAAGGUGGAUUCAUUAGAGAUGGAUGUCGAGGACGAACGAGCAAUGUCAGCAGAAAUUAAGAGCAAGUGUGAGUCACUGGAAGAAGAGUUAUCUGAAAGGAGACUUGAAACCGAGCGUAGGCGAGCUACCAACUCAAAUGGGGAGCUAAAGAUAAAGCAGGAUAAAGAACUGGCUGUGGCAGCUGGUAAACUAGCAGAGUGUCAGAGGACAAUAGCUUCUCUUGGGCAGCAACUGAAAUCACUGGCAACAUUGGAAGAUUUUAUGAUGGAUUCUGACGAGAAGCCACUUGAAAUAAAUGUGGGAGGAGGGUCAUUACUGACCCCAGAUAAAAGCAGUGGUGAAUAUUGGAAAUUGCACUCAAAUGAUGCUUAUUCAACUGCAAAUCAAGCAGCUGACGAUGGUUCUGGUCUCUCCAGGAACACAAAUGGUAAUAGUGGAGAGUCACCGGCAUCAUCUUCUUCGUCGUCAUCAGCUUCUUCAUCUGUAAAUCGUGUUGGUAGUUCUGAAAAAAGUCGUAAUGGGUUUAGCAAACUGUUCUCUAAAAGCAAGAGUGGUAUCCGUACAGAAAAUACUCCAUGAAUCAUCAACUAUUAUUAAUGAUGAUUAUUGAUGAUGACGUCGGCAUCUGGCAUUUUGGAUUUAGAUGGAACACUAGUAAGAUUACUUUUGUAUGUAAAGAAAGUACUUUUUUUGUUGUUCAAUAGCCGUAUUGCCGAUGAAUCAUCAUCGGAUGUUGUUGUUAUGUGAAAUUAUUGCUUCACAUGCAUGAUGCAUUACACCCCUUUGAGGUAAUAUAAACUGAUUAGUUAAUGGUUUAGAAUCCAAAUGUCUUGGAGUUCCAUUCUGUUAAAAGGAUUUUCCAUCUA